AGCAGAUCCAGAUCGGAGUCUGCUCCCCCGCCCCUCCUUCCAGAGCUCGGUACAGAACCCCGGCGUCCUGGCUCCGAGUUGCUCAGCCCCAGAUGGCUCCGCCCCGUGCAGGGUGACGCGUGCAGCCAUGCUGCUGCUGCGACCUGGAAGCAAACAGCUCCGGGGUCAUAUGGAAAGUGUCAGCUGGGGGACAGCUCCGCAGGCUCCGUGUCUCUUCUCCGGAGGCCAGCAGGGGGCAGCUGGGAGUUGGGGUCCUGCUCCUGGAGCCUUGGUCGGGUUGAAUUGGUGCCUUGGGCCAUGACCAACGACUUGGACAUCUUCGUGGGGAACACCACGCUGAUCGAUGAGGAGGUGUACCAGCUCUGGCUGGAUGGGUACUCAGUGAGUGAUGCAGUGAGCCUGCGGUUGCGCAGCGGGAUCCUGGAGCAGACGGGGGCCACGGUGGACGUGCUGCAGAGCGACACCAUGGAUCACUACCGCACCUUCCACAUGCUGGAGCGCCUGCUGCACACCCCCUCCAAGCUCAUCCACCAGCUACACUUUCAGAUCCCCCCCUCCCGCCAGGCCAUGCUCAUUGAAAGGUACUAUGCCUUUGACGAGGCCUUCGUGCGUGAGGUGCUGGGCAAGAAGCUCUCCAAGGGCACCAAGAAGGACCUAGAUGACGUCAGCACCAAGACAGGCAUCACCCUCAAGAGCUGCCGUCGCCAGUUUGACAACUUCAAGCGGGUGUUUAAGGUGGUGGAGGAGAUGCGGGGGUCCUUGGUGGAGAACAUCCAGCAGCACUUCCUGCUGUCAGACCGGCUAGCCAGGGACUAUGCUGCCAUCGUCUUCUUCGCAAACAGCCGCUUCGAGACAGGCAAGAAGAAGCUGCAGUUCCUGACCUUUGAGGAUUUCGCUUACUGUGCAGAGCAGAUGAUCCAGAACUGGACACUGGGAGCCGUGGACUCCAAUGUGGACGAUAUGGAUGUGGAUCUGGAUAAGGAAUUCCUGCAGGAACUCAAGGAGCUCAAGGUGCUGAUCACUGAUAAGGAUCUGCUUGAUCUGCAUAAGAGCCUGGUGUGCACGUCACUGCGCGGGAAGAUCUCGGUGUACAACGAGAUGGAGGCCAACUUCAAGAACCUGUCACGGGCACUGGUCAAUAUGGCCUCCAAGCUGAUCCACACCAAGGACGUGCGCGACUUCUUCAUCGACCUAGUGGAAAAGUUCAUUGAGCCCUGCAAGUCAGAUAAAUGGACCUUGAACGACCUCCGUCUCUUCCUGACGCAGUACAUGACAUCUGCUCACACCUUGGAUGCCUUCCGGCACCAGGCUCUCUGGGAUCGGUACAUGAGCACCACCAAAUCCUGCCUGCUUAAGAUGUACCACGACUGACAAGCAGGGGGAGCCCUGACUGUUUUAAAUGCCCUGCUCUGCCGGAUCUCUGUGCCCGUAUUCUGUUUACCUGGGCUGCAUCUUGGGAGCUCUGAUGUGAAGCCUCCGCCACUUCCCCAGGGCCGUGCGCUGCCUCCCCCAAGAUUCCCUCUCUCCAUCUUCGGAGUUUUAGCUCAUUUUGGAAAAUAAAUGGAAGAGCCAUUUGUUGGA
This is a messenger RNA of Mauremys reevesii (Reeves's turtle), 1581 nucleotides long. It is a transcript of the gene FIBP, whose product is annotated as FGF1 intracellular binding protein. Lineage: Eukaryota; Metazoa; Chordata; Testudines; Geoemydidae. The transcript is spliced from 11 exons. The record is from RefSeq and is a predicted model, not a curated record. Bases 298 to 1371 code for a protein of 357 amino acids. Gene Ontology annotation, cellular component: nucleus. Gene Ontology annotation, molecular function: fibroblast growth factor binding. Gene Ontology annotation, biological process: platelet aggregation.